This is a messenger RNA of Fusarium verticillioides 7600, 1234 nucleotides long. Its product is annotated as argininosuccinate lyase. The record is from RefSeq and is a predicted model, not a curated record. Gene Ontology annotation, cellular component: cytosol. Gene Ontology annotation, molecular function: argininosuccinate lyase activity. The coding region runs from base 23 to 1021 and encodes 332 amino acids. NCBI's taxonomy places the organism in Eukaryota, Fungi, Ascomycota, Sordariomycetes, Hypocreales, Nectriaceae. The transcript has 2 exons.
CUUUGGGUGCGAACGCAGUUAGAUGACCUGUCCGAACAACUGCGCACCACCUUGGCUGUUUGCGCUGCCCGCCAAGACAGAGAUCGAUGUACUGAUGCCCGGCUACACACACUUCCAACGUGCCCAGCCCGUUCGCUUUUCCCACUGGUUACUCUCACACGCCACCUACCUUAUGGGCGACCUACAGCGACUUCACGGCGUACGUGAGCGUACCAACUGUUGUCCCCUCGGUGUUGGCGCCCUGUCGGGAAACCCCUUUGGCAUCGACCGCACUUUUCUCACCAAGGACCUAGGCUUCUCCUCUGCCCAUCCUAAUAGCCUGGCGGCGGUUGGGGAUCGUGACUUUGUCGCCGAGAUUCUGCAGUGGUCGAGUCUGCUGAUGGUGCACCUUAGCCGCCUUAGCGAAGACUUGAUUAUCUACUCAACAGCCGAGUUUAGUUUCGUUCGGGUUGCGGAUGCUUAUAGCACCGGCAGUAGUUUGAUGCCCCAGAAAAAGAAUCCUGAUAGCCUCGAGACGAUUCGAGGAAAGGCUGGCAGGGUUAUGGGCCAGGCGUCAGGCUUUCUUUCCACCCUCAAGAGUCUGCCGACAGCGUAUAACAAGGACAUCCAGGAGUCAGUGGAGCCCCUCUUUGACUGCGUUAAGACGGUUUCUCAAUGCCUGCGAAUCGCUGCUGGCGUCUUGAGUACGCUGCAGGUUAACUCGGAGAAGAUGAAGGCAGCCCUAACAGCCGACAUGCUCGCCACUGAUGUCGCCGACUAUCUAGUUGUGAAAGGCGUGCCCUUUCGGCAGACGCACCACAUCGCCGGCGCCGUUGUGCGCAAAGCAGAGGAGAAAGGUGUCUCCAUCGCCGAACUAGAGCUUCACGACCUUGAGCAGAUCUCGCCUCAGUUCGAGGCUGAUAUUGUUGACGUCUUCGACUUCGAGAGGAGCGUCGAGAGGAGGACUGCCCAGGGGGGGACGAGCCGGAGCUCAGUACUGGACCAAAUCUCUGCUAUCAAGGCCCAUCUUACUGGCAAUUAAACCAGACGGCCAACCAAAGAUAAGUCCUCUUUAAAUAAUCGAGUUGCUUUGUCUUUUGUGUGUGGCGCAAGGUACAAGUAGAUAGCACGUCCCUCGCUACCUAAGGUACUCAGCAACGAGAUAUGCUAGAGCUAGAAGCUCGUUGGGACAAUGGGGCAUGGCCACAGGAUCAGCACCUACUUUUAAAUCUGCCUAAUCGUUUAUCCAAUGGCC